This is a messenger RNA of Scatophagus argus, 2686 nucleotides long. RefSeq names its product Meis homeobox 1 a (gene meis1a). Gene Ontology annotation, molecular function: RNA polymerase II cis-regulatory region sequence-specific DNA binding; DNA-binding transcription activator activity, RNA polymerase II-specific. Lineage: Eukaryota; Metazoa; Chordata; Actinopteri; Scatophagidae. The transcript is spliced from 14 exons. The record is from RefSeq and is a predicted model, not a curated record. Gene Ontology annotation, biological process: embryonic pattern specification; animal organ morphogenesis; positive regulation of cell population proliferation. The coding region runs from base 828 to 2015 and encodes 395 amino acids.
UUGAUUGGACUGCAGCACUGAGACAACAGACUUACAGACGGACAACAUGUCGGUCCGGUCUGCUGCUGGAGACCCUGAUGAACGGGGGCCUCCUGCAGGGGUCACCCCGGGGCCCCUCUCAACAUACUCUGCUUCAGCGCUGCACGCAGAGGAGAGGAGUUCCACCUUACACAAAGUCCCGACUGUGGUCCUGCGGAUUCCGGUUUUAUCUAAACUGUGUGUCUGCCGCUGCACCUCGCGGUGACGCGCCUUGGGGAAGCCGCGGGGACGCGCAGCGAGUCUCUGCUCCUUUAAGUGAGAGAAGAAACUAUUCCCCCUCCACACCCCCCUCCUCACCGCCCCCCCUCCUCCCCUCACACCCGGACGGCCUGCUCUGAGGGAGGAGGAAGCCGCUCCGCCGGAGCUGCGAUGGGGAUUUGAACGCACCUCCGCGCAGAAGACAGCGCCGCACGGCCCGGCUCGGAGCGGGUUUGGAUGUUAGGUGGGCGGACUGGGCCCGCUGACUGAGCGGUUCGUUGGUGCUCGGAGCUGGAGGCCGGAAGCGGACGGCGUGAGUCCGGGCUGGCGCUGCUGUUGGCGGACUCCCGAGGAGAGCCGAGCGGAGCUGCAGGGACCUGCCGCCGCCGCCGCCGCCGCCGCCGCCGCUGCUGCUGCUGCUGCUGCUGCUGCUCUGUGUGUGUGUGUGUGUGUGUGUGUGUGCGCGUUUGUCUCCGCGGCUGCACUCUGCUACACCCCGGGAUUAAGUGAUUAACGCUCCGGCACCGGGACUUGGAUGUGUGUUUUGCCCCGCAGGAGUCACCUGGAGUCCGGGCGCGCAGACGGGGCCGAUGGCGCAACGGUAUGAAGACCUGGCCCACUACGGGCUGGAGGGUGUAGGUGGGGUGUAUGGAGACCCACACCACCACCACCACCACCAUCACCACCACCACGCAGCCGCCGCCCGCUCUCUGCAGGCCGUGCACCUGGCCGCCGCCGCUGGGUCUUACCCUCCGCACCAGUACGCCCAGUCCACCCACAGCAGCAGCAGCUUGGCCGCCACAGCCGGGGACGCCGUCAAGAGGGACAAAGACGCCAUUUAUGGACAUCCUUUAUUCCCUCUGCUCGCACUGAUUUUUGAAAAAUGUGAACUGGCGACCUGCACGCCGAGAGAGAACGGCAUGGCCGGAGGAGACGUGUGCUCCUCGGACUCCUUCAACGAGGACAUCGCCGUCUUCUCCAAGCAGAUCCGAUCAGAAAAGCCUUUAUUUUCAUCAAACCCAGAGCUGGAUAAUUUGAUGAUCCAGGCAAUACAAGUGCUGCGCUUCCACCUCCUGGAGCUGGAGAAGGUUCAUGAGCUUUGCGAUAACUUCUGCCAUCGAUACAUCAGCUGCCUGAAAGGGAAAAUGCCAAUCGAUCUGGUUAUAGACGACAGAGACGGAAACAAAUCGGACAGCGAGGACUUCAUCAGGUCUUCGGUGAACAACAUGGACCAGAUUUCAUGGAGCAGAGAUCACGACGACGCAACGUCGAUCCGAUCGGCCGGAACGCCGGGGCCGUCCAGCGGUGGACACACGUCUCACAGCGGGGACAACAGCAGCGAACAAGGUGACUGCCUGGAUAACGGCAUGGCGUCUCCCAGCACAGGGGACGACGACGACCCGGACAAAGACAAACUGCACAACAAAAAGAGAGGCAUCUUCCCCAAAGUGGCCACCAACAUCCUGAGAGCCUGGCUGUUCCAGCACCUGACGCACCCGUACCCGUCAGAGGAGCAGAAGAAGCAGCUGGCUCAGGACACGGGCCUCACCAUCCUGCAGGUCAACAACUGGUUCAUCAACGCGAGGCGGCGGAUCGUGCAGCCCAUGAUCGACCAGUCCAACAGAGCAGUGAGCCAGGCAGGCCCGUACGGCCCAGAUGGUCAGCCAAUGGGAGGCUUUGUUAUGGACGGACAGACACACAUGGGAAUCAGACCACCUGCUCCUAUGGGUGGUGUGGGGAUGGGGAUGGGUGUGGACGGACAGUGGCACUACAUGUAGCACCAACACCACCACCCUGCAGCCAGAGGACCGGCCCAGUGUCCCGGGAAACCACCGACUCUAUCAGCGGGUCUGAAGACCUGCAGCAGGUGUGGAGCAAGACCUCCCGUCUCCUCGCCCGUCCUCCCCUCAGCCCCACCCCUCUGGGCACCUGUAUGGCCUGAUAAGUGAACACCUGACAGCACCGGAGACGCUUUGUGAGCACAGCUGGAGCACAGAAACAAAGAGAACGUGGGGACAGAUGGACACCCGGGAAGGAAUCACAAACAGCUCGUGUGUCUUAUCUGACGGACUACGGAAGCCUCGAGCGGACAUUUUGACUCCAGCGCGGCGUCCCUCCCCAGCUCGCCUCCUCUCAUCGCAGCUGAACACAUGAAGCUGAUGUCCGUGUGUCCCCAGACGUUCUUCUCAAACAGGACACGUCUGAUGACAUGAAGCUCUGAGAAACGUCUGGCGGGUCACCUGACCGAGCGCCGUCGAGCGCGGACUCUCCGAGGACGAGAGACGAGUCGUUUCAGGUGUUCUGCUGCUGCCUUUUGCGUAGUGUACUGUGUUUAAGGAAAAGACUGUUUCACUUUCCACACUGUGUGUGUUCUUCUUCUUUCAUGGACUCCUGUCUUCCCUCAAGCCCCACAAAUCUUUGAGUUUGAAAAUAAAAAGUGAAGCCAGUC